AUGUUCGCCUCCAACUUACUAUCAUUCCUCUUCCUUUAUGGACUAAUUGCCCGAGUAGCCUACGCUGGACGUGUGCACUUCGAUAACAAGCCCCAAGUCCGCGUUACGACCUCGUUCGUCAACUUCUACGCCCGUAUCAUGGACCAAUGGGGAGACGGUGGAGGAAAGACAUGGGUUAUCUCUAGUGACUCUUCCCACCCUUUCAUCGGUCGGCAAUUUGGUGGCGCAAAGCGAACCAGCAUUCGGGGGACCAAUGCCUUUGGACGCGGAUACCCUUACGGUGUGAAUGAUGCAUCUACAGUAGCUGGGAGACCCUUUCCCUUCGGGGUCUGGCCGCUAUGGUGGCCCGACGACUUCAUGGGCUCGGAUGAAGUUGGUCCACACCUUGAUGGUAUCCGACCAGGUGGGCAUAUUUCGAUCGUCGAGUUGAAAGCAAACAAAGAAGAAUGGAGUAAGUCGAACGACGAGACAUUCUUUGCUUUGGGAGACUCGCAAUCUCUCCUCUCGACACUGGUUUCUUAUGUGACAUGGUGUCACACCUCACGAGUGUGGCCCGUGCGAUUCGACCCAAGAUUACAAAACGCGACGGUCAAACUGGAGAACGUAUUGCGCUAUUAUCGCGCAAGUAGCUUCGCACUCGCUCAUCCCACCUAUACGAACCCGUCUGCCCGAAACGCAACAUCCCAAGGUACAACAUCACUUCCCGAUGGUAUACAGAACUCUAGGUUCUGGCAAUGCCUCGACGAAAUUACGGCGAGCGCAUUGCCGAUUAUGAACCCACCGCCGGACAACCGAUUUUGGCGGGUCUUUCCACUCGUCUACCGCUUCACUUACUGGUUGAUGUUCAUUAUCGGAUGUGCAGCGCUGUACUUACUGGCCAUCACUAUCGCUAAGCUACGAGACAUCUUGUGGAAUUGCGACCUUAUCGUGGGGGACUGGAUGCAGGCCCGAAGAGAGAGCAAAGCGCAGACUGCCAGGGAUCAACGUCCACCGAGUCCCGAGUAUGAAACGUACCCAUGA
Serendipita indica DSM 11827 is the source of this 1020-nucleotide messenger RNA. NCBI's taxonomy places the organism in Eukaryota, Fungi, Basidiomycota, Agaricomycetes, Sebacinales, Serendipitaceae. The record is from the annotation of a GenBank genome assembly.